Molecule: messenger RNA, 3243 nt
Organism: Danio aesculapii
Lineage: Eukaryota; Metazoa; Chordata; Actinopteri; Cypriniformes; Danionidae
Gene: elk4
Product: ETS transcription factor ELK4
Exons: 6
Coding region: 629-1960 (443 amino acids)
Biological process (GO): regulation of transcription by RNA polymerase II; cell differentiation
Cellular component (GO): nucleus
Molecular function (GO): sequence-specific DNA binding; DNA-binding transcription factor activity, RNA polymerase II-specific
Source: RefSeq, a predicted model, not a curated record
CUGCAUGCAUGCUUUUACUGCAGUCUGGAUUUACUGCAUUUCUUAAGCUGCUGAAUUUACAUCUGGAGGACAUUAACGCUGUUUAAACUGAAUGGAGCUCGUUUCUUACAGAUUCAUAAAAUCUCAGCCUUUGUUCUGCAGUUUUAUUGCGCGCUGUUACAGCGAAAGUGUUUAAUCUGCUGUGCUUGCUUCCUAUUAUUAUGGUUGCAGCGAAAAUUAUGAGUAACGUUACGGUUAAUAGACUUUAACGUUGCUCUUUUCCAUCUUUUGUCGUUCUCGUUGGCAAUACGACAAGAAAUCGCUUUAAAUAAUCGAAUUUACAUUAACUACUGUUAGUUCAAUGGGUCUAAAGUUUGCUAAGACUCCGUUAGCUAGCGCACUAGCACGCUAUGCUAGCUGACCACCAAAUAUCUUUACACGAUGUAAACAUACAAGAAAACGGACGUCGUUUUUUAUUUUAUUUUAUUUCUUUUUGGCAAUCAAUCUGUUAAAGAGUCCACUCGAGGAACGACUCUGGAGAGCAGAAAGCUUUUCAGCCUCCUUCAGAAUAUUUUCAGGAAUAUGCCGUGAAAUGUCGGCCAGGCUGUGAGCGUGGUCAGGAUCCUGAAGGUAACAUUUCGAGAAGGACAUGGACAGCUCUGUGACACUCUGGCAGUUCCUGCUGCAGCUUCUGUUGGACCCAGGGAACGAGCAGCUCAUCUGCUGGACCAAUGAGGACGGAGAGUUCAAGCUGCUGCAGGCGGAAGAGGUGGCCCGAUUAUGGGGAGCCCGCAAGAACAAACCCAGCAUGAACUACGACAAGCUCAGCCGGGCCCUGCGCUACUACUACGACAAGAACAUCAUCAAGAAAGUCAACGGUCAGAAGUUUGUGUAUCGUUUCGUGUCGUAUCCUGACAUCCUAAAAGGAGACAUCAUGGCCAGGACCGAGGGUGCAGACGGAGGCUCGAACGGCCCUCUGCCUCUCUCCGACCAACCAGCAAACAUCUCCAGAGAUAAAGACAACAAAUCCAUCAUAGACCGAGGAGCGGGAGCACUGGCUCAGUCUAAAUCAUCCAGCCGGAAUGAAUACAUCCACUCCGGCCUUUAUACAUCCUUCACUUUGACCUCUUUGCAAUCAGGUACGCAACUUUUUAAAGCCACCAAGAAUGAAAACCCAGGAGAAAAGCUAAUGGAGAAAAAGACCAUCCAGGACUCACCCCAGCCGUUAUCCACAGUUAUCAAAUUUGGGACCAUGCCACAAAAAAGCAGCACUGCAUCUGCUAUAGGAAGACCUGAACUUCCAGAACAAUCAGCUCAAUCACCUCUGGCUGAUCCAGAAGCCAAACAGACCUCCGUCUCCAACGCUGUGUGUGCGUUUGUGGAGAAAACAUCUUCAGAGAACGCCAUGACAGGCUUCCCGGGGUCCAGCAUCUCUCCAUCAGUACUCCAUCAUUCCUCCCAGUCUCCCUCUUCUUCUCCCAUGACAGAUUCACAGCAGCUGGUGAUUGACAGUGAGAUUGAGUCUCUUUCCUCACAGCCUUCAGAGUUACAGCUGCAGGUCCAGCCUUUCUCUGUUUCUAAGGCCACAGUAUCAUCUUGUGUCCUGCCUGAUUCUCCACCCCGCAAUAUCAACUCCAAAUCGAAGAAACCCAAAGGCCUUGAGUUAAUGCCCACGCUGGUUGUGACCAGCUCUGACCUGAGCCCUUUCAAUCUGUCCAGCCCGUCCCUCCCGACAGCGUCUCUCACCCCGGCCUUCCUGCAGACGCCGCUGCUGCUCACGCCCAGUCCACUUCUGUCAAACAUUCAUUUCUGGAGCACGCUGAGUCCUGUGGCGCCGCUCAGUCCCGCACGGAGACAGGGAGCACACAACCUCUUUCAGUUUCCUUCUGUCCUGAGCUCUACGCAGUUCACUGUUCCCGUCUAUAAUUUAGACGGCACCAACACACCGGGCCCUCUCUCCCCCGACCCACAGAAGACAUAAGAGCACCGAGGCCAUCACACUUCAUCUCUGCCUCAUGUUCAUGAUUGAUAAACGCAGAUUAACCUCAUUCUGUUCACCUGAUCCGGCCCUCUUCAGGUAACCAAGAUUUAUGACCAUCGUUUAAGCAUCAAGAGCAUCCGCUUGACUCUUGAACUUCAUGAUGCUACAUACACUUUACCUUCGGAUGUAUAUCAAGCCAUCAGAAUGUGUCUGCGGGACACUGUAAAACUGUCCAUUCUUGAUUUUUCUCCACUGAGACUAAAGCAGAUGGAUAUUCAGCUCCGUCUCUUGCCAAUACGGGCAUCUUGUGCGUGUUUCACCAUUGUUUGAUCGGGAUCCUAAUUGAAUUUAGUUUCUUGUGGAGCUUAAGACUUCAAUUAAACUCUGAAGCGGUUCUCGUAUGACGUCAAGAGCCAGUUUUGCAUCAGAUAAAGAGCGAUCGCUGUAUAUAAUCCAGCAAGUUCACCUCGUCUCAACUCAUGUUUGCCUUUUGUUUGAGAAGUCCUCAAACAAGCCUGCCUUGCCAAGCCAAACCGCCCCUUUGCCUUGUGAUUUUGUUAAUGGCGACCUCUGUUUUAUCUUGUACCUUUCCUCAUGCUGCACUUAUACUGCCAUGUAGUUAACGUGUUUUGUCACAAUAACCACACGAACAGCACUUGAUGAAAACAAGCUGCACUUAUACGAAGGCUUUUGCGCCUGCUUGUGUUUACUAGCCAUCCAGAAAUAGUCAGGGGGAGGGGUCGAAAAUUACCUCAUGUAAAUGACAAACUAAAAAUGGAAAAAGGAAAUCAAGCACCAUUUGUUUUCAGGGUAGUACACACACUUUGGCUUAUAUGUGAAUAUUAUAAAAGGAACUCCGCACCAGCAUUUUUUGUGAGCAUUUUGUGCUCCGUGGCUAUUAGAGCUUUUGUGGUUCGUUUAUGGAGCAGUUUUUAUGGUAAAGCUAAACAAGUAGCUUGUGCAACGUUUUGACAACAUUUUAAUCUUAAAGAGCAAAAUGAACACAAUCAUUAUGAAACAAUCAGAAUCGGCAGAAGUCGAGUUUAUUAAAGUUUGUGUGAAGUCAACAUAUACUGUUUAUUUUGCUAGCUCACGCUGUUAUUCUUAAGGUGAAUAAUUAAUCCAUGCUAGUUAAUCGACUGAAAAAAGUGGCGGUUCUUCUCAGUUGAUGAAAGUUUGACACAAUAAGUUUCAGAAACAGUAUUCGUAACCACGCCUCUCUUAUCGUUAGUUUGUCGUUAGUUUUCGUUGUUCCCCUAUUCACAAUUUCAGUAGGAAGUUUA